Messenger RNA from Tripterygium wilfordii, 2890 nucleotides. Its product is annotated as F-box/kelch-repeat protein At5g60570-like. Gene Ontology annotation, molecular function: protein binding. Gene Ontology annotation, cellular component: nucleus. Bases 404 to 1582 code for a protein of 392 amino acids. NCBI's taxonomy places the organism in Eukaryota, Viridiplantae, Streptophyta, Magnoliopsida, Celastrales, Celastraceae. The transcript has 3 exons. The record is from RefSeq and is a predicted model, not a curated record.
UCAUCUCUGCAAACUCCGGCUUUAUCGUUAUAACUCUUUUUCUUUUUUCGUCCAGUUCAGUUUUUCUCUGUUCCAAACUUGCAAUCCAAACUCUAUGUCUCGGAGACUGGGACGACUCUUUUUUUUAGCCGGACUCCGGCGGCAUGUUUGACAAAGAGCGUCUUCCCGGCAGGUUCCGUCGACGAGAAGACUGAGAUCUCGAUCUAACAUCAUGUUUCUACGGCACUUCUGUUUCGAUUGCACAUAAAGAAUCGCGUGGUUUGGUGGCAUACUUGGGAAUUCCGCAGCUUUGUUGAUAUGAAUUUAAUUUCUGGUGAUUUGGAGCACAUUAGGGACUAAUGCACUGAUUGUCUCUCAUGGUGGAUUUAUUUGGUUUUUUGGGAUUAAGUUAAAGAUAAUCAACAUGACAAAAAAAGUUUGUCAGGGUCGUUUGUCAAUGGGGGAGGAGAAGGCAGAGCAAGAAGUGGCAAAUUAUAGGAUGGUAAAUACCCGGGAAGGAAUGCAUGAUGGUCAUCAUCAUGGAUCAAGUGAUUCGUUUUUCCCUGGUCUUAUAGAUGAUGUCGCAUUGAACUGCCUUGCGCGGGUUUCUAGAUCAGACUACCCUUCAUUAUCAUGCAUAAACAAGAGAUAUCAUACAUUAUUAAACUUAAAGAAGAGUGGGUCUUUGUACGAGUUGAGGAAGCAGUUGGGCAUUGUGGAGCACUGGGUGUACCUGGUUUGUGAUCCUAGAGGGUGGGAGGCUUUUGAUCCUAUCAGAAAGAGAUGGAUGACUUUGCCCAAGAUACCAUGUGAUGACUGUUUCAAUCAUGCAGAUAAGGAGUCAUUGGCUGUGGGCAGUGAAUUGUUGGUUUUCGGCCGUGAAAUGUUUGAGUUUGCGAUUUGGAAGUAUGGUUUGAUUUGUCGUGGUUGGGUCAAGUGUGAGGGGAUGAACCAUCCUCGAUGUUUGUUUGGGUCUGGUACCUGUGGAUCCAUUGCUAUUUUGGCAGGAGGGACUGAUAAGAAUGGGAAAGUCUUGAAAUCAGCAGAGUUGUAUGACUCUUCAUUGGGUAAAUGGGAAAUUUUGCCAAACAUGCACACACAGCGUAAACUGUGUUCUGGGUUCUUUAUGGAUGGGAAAUUCUAUGUUAUUGGUGGGAUGUCAAGUCCUACAGUCCCUUUGACUUGUGGGGAGGAGUAUGAUCUUGAGACGAGAAAAUGGAGGAAGAUAGAGGCGAUGAGUCCAAAUGUUAGUGGAGCAGCUCAUGCGCCUCCUCUUGUCGCGGUUGUAGACAAUCAGCUAUAUGCAGUUGAGUCUUUGACUAACAUGGUGAAAAAGUAUGACAAAGUGAAGAACACCUGGGAUGAGUUGGGAAGGCUUCCAGUUAGGGCUGAUUCUUCGGAUGGAUGGGGCUUGGCCUUUAAGGCCUGUGGUGGGGAACUUUUGGUCGUGGGUGGGCAAAGAGUCCCAGAAGGUGUGGCCAUUGUGCUGAAUUCAUGGUCGCCGAAGUCAGGUGUUAAUAAUGGAAACUUGGAUUGGAAGGUCCUUGGUGUCAAGGAGAAUGUGGGGGUGUUUGUGUACAAUUGUGCAGUUAUGGGUUGUUGAGGACUAUUUGACUGACUCAACCUGGUAUCUGCAAUUCAACCUGGCAUUCUAGGGUUCUUCCUCGUACAUUAAUUUGAUUGACUGGAGUUAAUUGUCACUGAGAUAACCUCUACCAGGUAGAGAAUUCAACUUUUGCUCACUAAAGACAGAUUCAAGAUCAUGUUUCACAUUGUGAAUCUGUGUCUGAUUUGCUUUUCAUGGUAUUAAGCAGGUUUCCUCUGGUAAUGUUCUGAUUUCCAUUUUAUUCUUCUAGUUGUAUUUUCAUUUACCUGCCAGAUAACUAAAUCAAUAAACAGCAAAGCUUUAUUGUUUAGUGUUUUUUUUUUUUUUCAUUUUUUUUGUGCUUAUCCAGUGAUCUUUCAACUUUUUUAACCAGUUUGGCUGCCAAUAUUUUUAUAAUGAAAGUAUAUUGUUCCCUUUCAUUACAUAGAUAAAUAACUUAUGUUCUUUGCAAUAGGAGCCAUGUAAAUUCUUGUAAAUCAUAGGAGCCAUGUAAAUUCUUGUAAAUCCUAGUGCAACGCAUGGCAUGAAUCAGGCAUGAUGAGGAUUGCAGAUCAUAUAUAUUUUUUGGGUAUUAAAAGUCAAAUCACAUCUCAGCAGGGCAAAGUUUUGUAGUAUACUAAUUGCCGAUCUUGCUUUUUUUUUUUUUUUGCUUGGUUUUCUGGUUGGUAUCGGAAUGGCUGUAAUACAUCUGUCAUUUUUGCCUUGGCUUUGCUUAUAUAGUUCUGAAAAACCGGGAAAUUGAGCAAAUUGCACUUCAUAUGAGUCACCUGACUAAUCUAAUGUUUAUAUUUAGUUGUUGCAAAGAUAUGUGCGUUCUCCUUUUAAAUGUUGCUGUUAUGGUUUUUAACAACUUGGAGGUCAAGCCUAUGAUGCUGUUGAUGUUCCCUGCAGAAACCCAUCUGUAUGGUAUAUCCUUGGAUUGUUCAUGUCUUAAUGAUGUUUUGAGAACAUAAUUGAUAAGAAGAUGCUACGAAAGCUAGUUUUUAUUUUUUUUCUUUUCCUUUUACUUAGUACUGUCUGCUAGUCUGCUCUUAUGUUGAUGCUAUAGGCAUUCAUGGUGAAUAUAUUAUUACGUACAUAUUCUGCACUAACAUUAUUGCAGCACCAAGCACUUGCAUUAUGCACAUAGAAGAAGCCACAUGGAUGCAUUACAGUCGAUCAGUGAUUAGAGAAUAAAGGACCCAGUUGCUUCCCAGGAGUUCCUUUGAUAGAAUCCUUACUUUAAUUCAGGUCUUGUUACAGGGAUCAAUUCAUUGUAUAUGAUGUGAUUGGUAAACUACCCAGUUGAGGAGAAUCUGAUUCAUA